Molecule: messenger RNA, 1377 nt
Organism: Chaetomium globosum CBS 148.51
Lineage: Eukaryota; Fungi; Ascomycota; Sordariomycetes; Sordariales; Chaetomiaceae
Exons: 10
Coding region: 1-1377 (458 amino acids)
Biological process (GO): tryptophanyl-tRNA aminoacylation
Cellular component (GO): cytoplasm
Molecular function (GO): tryptophan-tRNA ligase activity; ATP binding
Source: RefSeq, a predicted model, not a curated record
AUGGCCACAAACACCAACGCGGCGUCUCUCGACGAGUCGCCGAUUCCCGAACCCGUUCACAAACAGCAAAAGCAGACGAUUGAUCCUUACAAUGUAUCCGGGGAGGUUGGCGAGGACGGCGUGGUCAAGGCCAUCGACUACAACAAGUUAGUCGACGAGUUCGGCACCAAGAAGAUCGACGACGAGCUGCUCGCCCGCUUCGAGCGCGUAACCGGCAAGCGCCCGCACCACUUCCUCCGGAGAGGCAUUGUUUUCUCCCACCGAGACUUCGAGCUCAUUCUCGACCGCUAUGAACGCGGCGAGCCCUUCUUCCUGUACACGGGCCGCGGGCCCUCGUCCGACAGUGUACAUGUGGGGCAUACGAUCCCAUUCGAGUUUACAAAGUGGCUCCAGGAUACCUUCGACGUGCCACUCAUCAUCAUGUUGACGGACGACGAGAAGUAUCUGUUCUCCGAAAAGCGAACGAUCGAAGAAGUGCAAGGGUACUGCAAUAGCAACUCCAAGGACAUCAUUGCUAUUGGUUUUGACCCCGCGAAGACCUUCAUCUUUUCUGAUUUCGACUAUGUCGGCGGCGCCUUUUACAGGAAUAUCGUCCGCCUGUCAAAGCACAUCACACUCAACCAGGCCCGCGCCAUCUUCGGAUUCAACGAGAGUAGCAAUAUUGGGAGAAUUCACUUUGGCAGCAUUCAAGUCCUUGCGCCAUCGACCAAGAUCCAUUUCCGCAUGACACGGGAUGUGUCGGCGAGGUUAAAGUACAAGGGGAAGCCCUACGCCAAGCCAUCCCUCAUUCACUCACUCUUCCUGCCGGCUCUCCAAGGGCCUGGCACGAAGAUGUCCGCCUCUAUUGAUGAAUCCGCAAUCUUCAUGAAGGACACCCCCAACCAGAUCAAGAACAAGAUCAACAAAUACGCUUUCUCGGGCGGCAAGGUGUCGGUUGAGGAACACAGAAGCCUUGGCGGCGACACUAGCGUCGACGUGGCGUUCCAAUACCUCCGCUUCUUCCUCGAAGACGACGAAGAGCUGGAGAGGAUCAAGGGGGAGUACGAGAAGGGGGAGAUGCUGACGGGCGAACUCAAGGCCAUUUGCAUCAGGGAGCUCCAGACCUACGUAGCCGCUUUCCAGGAGAGGAGAGCCAAGGUGAGCGACGAGACAGUCAAGGAGUUCAUGGAGACGCGGCCGUUAAAGUGGGGAGGCAACCCCCGCGCGACGAUAGUCGUCCCAGUGGUCGAGAAUGGGGAGGGUGGUGAGGCGGCAGAGGGCGAUGGGAAGAUGACCAAAAACCAGCUCAAGAAGCUCGAGAAGCUGAGGCAAGCCGAGGCCAAGAAGGCCCAGAAGGCAAAGGAGAAGGCGGAAGCAGCAGCAGCGAAAGCGGCAUGA